GAAGCAAAUUAAUAAGAAAAAGGAAAGAGAGACUCAAAGAAGACGACCGUGGAGGUAUUUCUGACCCAAUUGCUAGAUUUUCUGACCCUCCUUAUACGCUAUGAAGAAAUAUUUGAGCAGGUUGAUGGAUUUCGGGGUUUCUGUGUUGUGUUGGGUGAUAUUUUAUGCCCUUGCUCUGGGAUUUCUUUUGCCUUUUAUGAUCAAUGGGAGGAAGAACAGAAAAAGAGCCGUGGGUUUUUUCCACCCAUACACAAAUGAUGGUGGAGCUGGAGAGCGGGUUCUAUGAUGUGCAGUUAAAGCCAUCCAAGAGGAGUAUCCUAAUCUUGACUGUGUCAUCUAUACUGGAGAUUAUGAUGCUUCUCCACAAAGCUUGAUGGACCGAGCCACUGAUCGAUUUGGGGUCAAUCUUCUUUUCCCACCUCAGGUGGUGCAUUUGCAUAAGAGGAAGUGGAUUGAGGAGGAUACCUACCCCCACUUCACUAUGAUUGGGCAAAGUUUUGGUUCAAUUUAUCUAUUGUGGGAGGCUCUGAGUAAAUUUACGCCUUUGAUUUACCUGGACACUAGUGGAUACGCAUUUACAUAUCCACUUGCCCGGAUGUUUGGGUGCAAAGUUGUUAGCUAUACACAUUACCCUACAAUCAGCUCGGACAUGGUUUCUCGUGUACGGGAACGGAAUUCAAUGUAUAAUAACAAUUCUUUGAUUGCACAAAGCAUUUGGCUUUCUCGAUGCAAGGUCAUCUAUUACACAUUCUUCAGUUGCAUGUAUGGGAUUGUGGGUUCGCAUGCACACCUUGCAAUGGUCAACUCGUCAUGGACACUAUCGCAUAUAGAGAAACUGUGGAGAAUUUCUAACCGUAUUAAGAGAGUUUACCCUCCAUGUGAUACUUCAGGUCUUCAGGUGCUUCCACUGGAAAGGCCUAUUGAUAUCCCAAAAAUCAUAUCUGUAGCCCAAUUCCGUCCAGAGAAGGCUCACACUCUGCAACUUGAGGCAUUCUCUCUUGCCAUUAGGAAACUGGACACAGAUUCGCGCAGGCCAAAGCUCCAAUUUGUGGGUAGCUGUAGGAAUGAGGCAGAUGAUGAAAGAUUACAAAAACUUAAAGACAAAGCUAUCGAAUUGAAGGUGGAGAAGGAUGUGGAAUUCCACAAGAAUUUGAUGUACAGGGACUUGGUAACACUUCUAGGAGGUGCCAUUGCAGGGAUCCAUUCUAUGACAGAUGAGCACUUUGGCAUAAGUGUUGUAGAGUUCAUGGCUGCAGGUGCAAUCCCAAUUGCUCAUAAUUCAGCAGGGCCAAAAAUGGACAUUGUUUUAGAGGAAGAUGGGAAACAGACAGGAUUCCUCGCCCUCAAUGUGGAAGAGUAUGCCGAUGCUAUACUAAAGCUUCUGGGGAUGCCAGAAACUAAAAGACUUGAGAUGGCAGCCGCUACAAGGAAGCGUGCAGCCAGGUUUUCUGAGAAAAGGUUUUAUGAAGAUUUCAAGGCUGCGAUCCACCCGAUUUUCUCUCAAACAUUGAGAUAAGAGGUAGAAAUUUCUGUAUACCUAUUUUCAAAUAAGUGGCGGUCGAAAGUAUGCUUUGAUUAGUUGAUCUCAGCUGAUCAUGUCUUUUGUACAGUUCUUGAAAAUAUUGUUCAAAGUUUAACUUAUGACUGGAGACAUUGACAUUUCUUUGAAGAGAUUCAAUUUUUGAAUGAAUUGAAAUUAU
Messenger RNA from Telopea speciosissima, 1700 nucleotides. Its product is annotated as GDP-Man:Man(3)GlcNAc(2)-PP-Dol alpha-1,2-mannosyltransferase-like. Gene Ontology annotation, molecular function: GDP-Man:Man(3)GlcNAc(2)-PP-Dol alpha-1,2-mannosyltransferase activity. Lineage: Eukaryota; Viridiplantae; Streptophyta; Magnoliopsida; Proteales; Proteaceae. The record is from RefSeq and is a predicted model, not a curated record. Gene Ontology annotation, cellular component: endoplasmic reticulum membrane. Gene Ontology annotation, biological process: protein N-linked glycosylation. The transcript has 7 exons. The coding region runs from base 374 to 1516 and encodes 380 amino acids.